AUGUUACUAAACAGAGAGACCAGCACCGAUCUAACACUUCUAAAAGAAACUUUUCAUGAUGACUUCAUACUUACGAUGUCCAACGUAUUCAGUUGGGUGAGAUGGAUAGGAAUUGUUGGAUCCAGUCGAAUUACAUGGAAGCUGUAUGCGCUCACCCUGUUUUGCCUUUUGCUUGCUAUUGAAGGUCAAGCUUCUAAAAAAGUCAUGAGGGCGCUAACUGGAGUAGCUGUUGAUAUAUCAGGACACAGUACUUCAUAA
Messenger RNA from Danaus chrysippus (African queen), 258 nucleotides. Lineage: Eukaryota; Metazoa; Arthropoda; Insecta; Lepidoptera; Nymphalidae. The record is from the annotation of a GenBank genome assembly.